This is a messenger RNA of Galdieria sulphuraria, 990 nucleotides long. RefSeq lists its product as uncharacterized. NCBI's taxonomy places the organism in Eukaryota, Rhodophyta, Bangiophyceae, Galdieriales, Galdieriaceae. The transcript is spliced from 3 exons. The record is from RefSeq and is a predicted model, not a curated record. Bases 108 to 953 code for a protein of 281 amino acids.
UUUGUUUGUUGCAUAAUGGUCUUCGCAGACUAGUCUCUUCUUUCACACCGUAGAAGCAGCAAGGGAUAACAAAUCACAAUUCAAGAAUUAUUCGUUGUUUUGUAAUGAUGUCUUCACAACAAGGCUCGGAGCCAAGUACCACCGAAACUAGUAGUGAACUUACUCAUAUUGUAAGAGAAUCCAAAACUCGUCCAGAAAGUGAGCCGCUGUCGUGGUUUUCCAAAGGUGGUUUGUGGAGUUCCGCCCAAAGUUAUUUAGGAAGAAUAGCUGCUGCAGUACAAGAAGAAACUCAAGGUUUGACUUUGGAUAAAGUGAAAAAAGACUUGGAAGAGUUCUCUCAACAACUCUAUUCUGAAGUCCAAGGAAUGCAGAGUGCUAUUUCAAAGGAGUCUCAAAAACAGAAAGAAUCAGGACGCGGAGUAACCACAGAUUCUAUCUUACCUAUGGCACCUUUCAGUAAAGACUGGAAUAAUUGGUCUGAGCAAAUAGCUCAAAGUUCAGUUGGAAGUGUGCAAACCAAGGGAGACUUUGAAGAAGAGAAGAGCAGUCACUGUAAUCAGGAAGAAAGUGUGGUUGUUGACAACGUUUCAUAUUGGGUUCCGAAACCGUUUUGCCACUUGAUAGAUCCUUUUCUUUCCAAUUAUCGUAAAAAGGCUCUGGAAGUUCAUACAAAUCCUGCAUUAUUUUUGGAUUCGAAUGUUUCGGAAGAUGAGUUACAACAGUUUGGUAAAGAAAUGGAGGAAACUAUCGAGUUUUUAUCACCACAAGUGCUUCAUCAUUGCACGACCCUCAAGGAAGUAUAUGAAUGGAAUGUCCCUGCCAAGAUAGAUUCCUGUCGAUUUUGGAGUCUAUAUUUUUACAAGCUAGAUGCCAUAGCCAAAGAAGAAAUGACGAAACAAUCAAUUGGAGUAGUGAAGAAGAAGAAGAAGCAGCUCCAUUACUUGAUUCAGUGAACAUCGAAUGGGAGGAACACAAUGAUAAUGAAUCUGU